AUGGGUCUCACACUGCAGCAGAACCACCCAGAGAGCGACAAGGCUCUGCGCUACAUCUCCCAGCUCGACGAUGCUCGCUGUGCCGGACGGUGGAGCGACGUCCCCGAGCUGUGCAGGAAGGUCGAGAAACAUGCGCCGCACCGACAAUGUCUCACCAAGACAGCGCGCGCCGAAGCGCAGAUAGCCAGAUACAGCACCCAGAGACCUUCGACCGCCUCCUCGACCGCAUCGUCCGGCCUGUCCACCAUCAUACCAACACUGCUCACCGCCAUCGACGAGGAGGGAGACCAUGUGCAGGAUGCAUUCCAGGCCACCGUCUGUCUGGCAUGGCUGCAUUAUGUGCUCGAGGAGCCCGGACUGGCCAUCGCACGGCUGCCCAAAGACAUCGCGGCAGUCGCGACCAAGAUGCAGGAAACAUCGCCGACCAAUUGGACACAGGCGUGCAUUGUCAAGGGCGCCUUCCUCAAAGGCUCGUCGCACGAGAAGACUGGCUCCAUAGAGGAAGCCGUCACCUCCUUUGCAUCAGUUCUACCGUGGCUGUCAUCGAAGCCCAUCGCAAAUGAGACGCCCCAGUUCAAAAUGUGGACCGAGCACCUUCUCGUGCGCCUCUGCCACUUGUCCGAUCAGUCUUCGGAUGCAGCCAGCCAUACGGAUCUCACAGAUGCUCUUCAAGCGUUUCGAUUCUGGGCCAAGUAUUGGGAGACUACAGCAAAAAGUGGUGGGACUGAAGGCGCAAGUGCGGCCAGAUACCGACGCCAAGCGUGGAAGGCAUACUACGACACCCUAUCUGCCAUUCUGCGCCAUGACGUGCCUUACGAUUCCGAAUCUGUUUCCGCGGAGCCUGCGACGGAGAAGUCCCCGGUGCUACCACGCACCAGGCUGCAGCAGCGUGCAGAGCUGAAGAAGGUCGAGACAAUUUACGAAAGCUUGCUACUGAAGGAGACCCAUUUCCCGAAAGCCAGCGAAAGUAACAUUGAGAUCGAACAAUGGGUUGACUCCGCUAUCGACAAUUGGCGGGUUUUCUGUGGACCAAAUUGGACAGAUGCAGACCUAGGUGCUGGUGGAAAGGAAGCUGUGGGCAGGUGCAUGUUGGAUAUCCUCUACAGAGCAGCCACGAAAACGUAUCAUUCCACUCAGAUCCUGCGUCACCUCUUCGCUGUCCACGCCUCCCUCGCUGAUUUUGACCUUGCAUUUAAAGCGUACGAUUCAUACGUCGAAAUUAUUACUCGGGGCAAAGACCGUGCGGAGAAGACUGGAGAACGGGAUGCGGGGAUCGACGACGAUAGCACUGUACUGAGGACGUCCGCCGAAGCUAUCAGAGUUCUAUGCCGUUUUGGCUCACGUGAAGAGUCUAAGAAAGCUCUGGAGAUUGGCGAAACGAUCGAGAAGUGGCUAGAACAAAGUGAGCAUACCGGUCUGUCCGUAUCUGACGCAGGCUCCACAAGAUCAAUCGAGACGAUUGUAGAGCCCCGGUCUCUUGCUAUUGCAUACUCUGGAAUAGCCAUCAGCUUGGCACAAUGGGCACGCUUCACAUUCGAAGCGGAUGCUCGCGCUCGUAUACAAGCUAAAGCUGUCUCCUACCUUAGGAAAUCACUCGCGCCGAAACUAGAGGAACCGAACAACCUUGAGGCUCUGUAUGCGCUAGCUCUGGUCCUAGCGGAGAUGAGGGACAUACCUGGGUCGAUCAAAGCUGUUAAGACAGCUCUCUCUCCUGCGACGAAGACCAAGACGUUUAUGAGCGCGGAUGGCGUCAUUAAUGCUGGUCAUACAACUGAGUUCGGACGCGAGCGGAAAUUGAUCCCCUUUUGGCACCUACUAGCGCUCCUCUUGACUGCGAGAUCGGAUUUCUCUGCUGCAGAGCAGGCCUGCGAAGCGGCUUUUGAACAAUUUGGAGAUCCCACCAUCUUGUUCGGAAGAGAUGACACUGAAGGUUAUCGCAGCGAGCAUCUGAAUGAAGUCAAUGGCAAGAGUGAGCGAAGUGUUGGUAUUGUUGACCGGAUGGAACGUUUCGAGAAAACCGCAGUUCUCGAGAUCAAAAUGACGCAGCUAGCGCUCGUGGAGGUUGUGGAUGGCUCUACCCCCGCAGUAGACGGAUGUGAUGAGCUUCUCGCUCUAUACGCACGACUCUUUGGCGAUCCAGCUGCCGAGAAGAUUCCACCGAAACCGGCUACAAUAGCGCCUCCAAAGAGCUCAGCUGGCACCAUUCGAGGGAGCAUCUUCCGAUCAAAGGGGUCUGUCAAGAGCCCACUGAAGAACCAUACCGCCCGUCAUUCAUCCGUCGCAAGUUCCAAUGCGUCAGCGGCCGUCACUCAAACUUCUCAAGCACCCACAAUCCAAGUCACCGACGAGAAUUCAAAUGGAACUGUAAAAGAACACCAUCAUCAUCAUCAUAUUCUACCUCACAGACACCACGACGAUCACUCAGGUGUCCAAAGAAGUCCGAGCAAGCUGCAAAAAAGGAGUGCCAACAGCUUGCGCAGAAGAUCCGAACUAGAUGGGCAACGAGAACCCGAAGUACCCCAACUGCCAGAUGGUGUUGCCGAUAGUACACCUGCUCGGAGCAGCACUGUACGCAGUAGGUCCGCCCGGCGUUCUUCUGUCUCGAGCUCGAAUCGUAAGUCAGUCGAAAGCAACGACCGCUCGCUGCGACCAAUAGCACACAACAUGCCGCCCACGGAGGAGCCUCCGCCUUCUGGUCACCUCACUCAGCCGCCUAAGCAAGAUACAAGGUUACCUGCACCUCUCCCGAACCCAGGCUUCAUCCCGCCGGAGCCACACUUCUCCAAGAUUCAGGAGCGCCGGCAAAAGGUCUCUUUGCUGACCUCAAUAUGGCUUUUCAUUUGCGGGCUUUACACGCGAGCUGACAUGUAUGACGACGCCAACGAUGCUGUUACUGAAGCCCAAAAGCUCGUAGAAGCCUUCGAGGGUGAGGUAGCUCAAGAAUCCUCGACUAGUAAAGCCUUCGCAGCAAGGGGAUGGGGUGGCGGUAAGAGCAUAGAAGAACUCUGGGCCGACGUUUACGCUGCGCGUGGAGAACUGCUCUCAGCCCGAGGUCUCAAACAUGAUGCGCGCGACGAAUUCGAACGAGCUGUUCAGCAUUUCCCCGAUCAUCCAGAAGCCAUUGUCGGGCUCUCCAAUAUCUUGCUUGACAUAUACUGCAAGAUCAUUUCAUUGGAGCGGACAUCCAAUCUGGGAGGUCCCGCGCCUUCGGCGCCGCAGUCUAUCCCUUCAAGCGCGAACUCGUCAGAUUCGCCAACAGCACAUCUAACGGCCCAUACGCCCUCUGCCGAGAAUCAGCUGUCGCCGCCUGAGCUCACCCGCCUCGCUGCCCGAGACCGUGCCUUCGGUCUCCUUUCGACUUUAACAAAACGCGGUGCGGGAUGGGACUACUCCGAGGCAUGGUAUGCGCUGGCCCGCGCAUACGAGGAAAGUGGCCAACUCGACAAGACGAAAGAGGUGCUGUGGUGGUGUGUGGAACUUGAAGAUACGCAUCCUACCAGAAGCUGGCACAAUGUAACUUUGGGUGGGUUCGUGUUGUAG
Molecule: messenger RNA, 3540 nt
Organism: Didymosphaeria variabile
Lineage: Eukaryota; Fungi; Ascomycota; Dothideomycetes; Pleosporales; Didymosphaeriaceae
Exons: 5
Coding region: 1-3540 (1179 amino acids)
Molecular function (GO): protein binding
Source: RefSeq, a predicted model, not a curated record